Messenger RNA from Olea europaea var. sylvestris, 1941 nucleotides. RefSeq lists its product as uncharacterized. NCBI's taxonomy places the organism in Eukaryota, Viridiplantae, Streptophyta, Magnoliopsida, Lamiales, Oleaceae. The transcript has 3 exons. The record is from RefSeq and is a predicted model, not a curated record. Bases 210 to 1607 code for a protein of 465 amino acids.
UUUUGCUUCCUCUAAACGUCAUGCCCUUUUUUUUCUCUUUAAUUCUCUCUCUCUCGCCUCUGUAGUCCACCGUUUUCACUCACUCUCUGCAUUUUCUCCAUUUCACCAGAGCUUCACUGCUUCUCAGUCUCUCGACUCCGUAGUUGACUUAAGUGAGUGUUUCUGAGUAAACAUUUUAGUGGGUUAAGUUCAUCGGCAUAGCUUUGUGUAUGGAGAGAAAGACGGGCUUCUUCUCAGCUCUCAAAGAGGAAGUAGUGAGAGGCCUCUCUCCGGGUCGUUCAAGGAGGGGGAGGAGCCCGUCUCCGUCGGGCUCGGGCCUCCUCAGGCGGAGGAGAGGUAGCAGUAUGGGCCCUCCUGAAAUCUUUAUUUCGAGAUCCGGGAGUUUCAGGCCCGGAGUUGAGACGCUCUCGCCUUUGAGGGAGGGUCCAGAUCCGAAUGGGUCGGAAGGUGCUGACCCGAGGAAUGAAAAGUGGGGCCACUGGUUGUGUCGGGCUCCCUCGGUUUCCACUUCUGGGCCAAGUUAUUCAAGGUCGGAUCUGAGGCUGCUGCUCGGCGUCUUGGGUGCGCCUCUCGCCCCCGUGCAUGUUAGCAACAUUGACCCUUUACCCCAUCUCAGCAUUAAAGACACUCCCAUUGAAUCAUCGUCUGCCCAGUACAUAUUGCAGCAGUACCUAGCAGCAUCCGGUGGACAGAAACUUCAAAACUCAAUUCACAAUGCUUAUGCCAUGGGAAAUGUGAAAAUGAUGGCAUCAGAUAUAGAGACGGCAACGAAGGUUAUAAAGAGUAGAAAUUCCUCCAAAGCAUCAGAGUCUGGUGGAUUUGUUCUCUGGCAAAUGAAUCCCGAUAUGUGGUAUGUGGAGCUUGCACUUGGUGGAAGCAAAGUUCAUGCUGGUUGUAAUGGGGAGCUUGUGUGGAGGCAUACGCCCUGGCUCGGCGCACAUGCAGCCAAAGGGCCAGUUAGGCCUUUGCGUCGUGCCCUUCAGGGUCUUGAUCCGAGGACAACAGCGAACAUGUUUGCCAAUGCAAGGUGCACUGGAGAGAAGAAAAUCAAUGGUGAGGAUUGCUUCAUUCUCAAACUUUGUGCCGAUCCUCAAACAUUGAAAGCAAGGAGUGAAGGACCGGCAGAGAUAAUAAGGCAUGUCUUAUUCGGCUAUUUUAGCCAGAAAACAGGGCUUCUUGUUCAUUUAGAAGACUCCCAUUUGACCCGCAUUCAGAGCAAUGGAGGUGAUGCUGUAUACUGGGAGACGACCAUCAAUUCAUUUCUUGAAGAUUACAGACCAGUUGAGGGGAUCAUGAUUGCUCACUCAGGCCGAUCAGUGGUUACGCUAUUCAGGUUCGGUGAAACAGCCAUGAGCCACACCAAAACUCAAAUGGAAGAAGCAUGGAUCAUUGAGGAAGUUGCGUUCAAUGUUCCUGGUUUAUCCAUAGACUGUUUCAUUCCUCCAGCUGAACUGAGAUAUGACUCCAUUAGUGAAGCGUGUGAGCUUCCUCAGGGAGAGAGGGUUAAAACUGCAGUAGCAGCAGCUGCUUACCGAGCCAAGGUUGCUGCAUUGAGCAAAUCACAGGAUGAAAAUGUGAACAACAUCGUACUGAAGAUGAAUAUUUGAUGACAGAGGAAGUGGUAGGUGGUUCCCUUUACGGGUUUUUAGUUUAGUAUCUCGGUACAAACUGACAAACUGAGGUAAAAAAAAAAAAAAAAAAAAAAAAAAGGACAGUAUUAGGAACUCGGCUGAUUGAGGAAUUUUACAUAUUGAUGCUAGUUUUCUUCAAUCUGUAUAUAUACAUAAUGUGUCAUUUAACUCUCAGCCUGGUGUUCCAUAGUCGACCUUGUUUCCAGCAGAAUCUGCUGAUGGAAGUUUGUUUUCAGCCAACCAAAAACUGAAUGUAAUUCAUUGUAUUUCCUUCUUAAUCAUGUAAUAUCAUGAAAUAGCUUCGCCAAGA